AACAUAGACUUCACCAUGAAAUAAAUGUUACAAUAACGUCUGUCGCUUCGUUUGACCCUGUAAGUAUUUGUGGUGUCGCAGAUCGACAGAGAGGAGAGGGUCGUAUGUUGGAAGCGGGAUAAGGAUUUGCUCUUAGGAAAUGUUUGGUUUGGUUGGACAGAUUCCUCAUCGCUUGCGUUAGUGGUUGUGAUGCCCCGCGGCACCGAUAGAGCUUUGCAGGGGGUCGCAGCGCGCUCUUUCGGCGAGUGUUUCAGCAAGUAGGCUACAGAAUCUGGCUUGCGGUAGGAGAGAUGAGGAUGCUGCUGCUGGACAGCUCCUUUGUGUGUAGCCUUGGCGUCACCUUCGCCCUCUGUACCCUCACACUCCUGCUGGUGGCCCUGCGAGGCUGUCAGAGGGUUGGCAGCGCCCAGCCGGGUGCCACCCUGCCGCCCGGCCCCAGACCCUGGCCGCUGGUGGGCAACCUGCUCCAGAUGGGCGAGCAGAUGCACCUCUGGCUGACCAGCCUGCGGGCGCAGUACGGCGACGUGUUCCGUCUGCAGAUGGGCUCGCUGGCGGUGGUGGUGCUCAGCGGCUACGCCACCAUCCGCCAGGCGCUGGUGCGGCAGGGCGAGGCCUUCGCCGGCCGGCCCGACCUCUUCAGCUUCUCCGCCGUGGCCAACGGCACCAGCAUGACCUUCAGCGAGAAGUACGGCGAGGCCUGGACGCUGCACAAGAAGAUCUGCAAGAACGCCCUGCGCAACUUCUCGCGGGCCGAGGCCCAGGACUCGGGCGCCAGCUGCCUGCUGGAGGAGCGCGUCUGUGCGGAGGCCGCCGGGCUGGUGGAGGCCCUGCAGGAGAGCCAGGCGCAGGGAGGGGGCAGCCUGGACCCCGUCGUGCCCCUGGUCACCUCGGUGGCCAACGUGGUGUGCGCCCUGUGCUUCGGUAAGAGGUACGACUACAACGACCAGGAGUUCCUCACCAUCGUGCACAUCAACAACGAGGUGCUGCGCAUCUUCGCCGCGGGCAACAUGGCCGACUUCUUCCCCGUCUUCCGCUACCUGCCCAGCCCGUCCCUGAGGAAGAUGGUCCAGCACAUCCACAGGAUGAACAGCUUCAUGGAGGAGAACAUCAAAGAACACCUGAGAACCUUCGACAAGAACUGCAUUCGUGACAUCACGGAUGCCCUGAUUGCCUUCUGCGAGGACAGGCAGGAGGACAGGGAGGGACAGGUGCUCACCAACUCUCAGAUCGUCCACACCGUCAUCGACAUCUUCGGGGCUGGCUUUGACACCAUCAUAGCUGGGCUGCAGUGGAGCAUCUUGUAUCUUGUCAAAUUCCCAGACAUCCAGGACAAAAUAUACGGAGAGAUUGACGACCAAGUGGGCUCCAACAGACUGCCUCGGUUUGAGGAUAAACCGAACAUGACGUACACAGAGGCGUUCAUAUUUGAGGUGUUCCGCCAUGCGUCCUAUGUCCCCUUCACUAUACCACACUGCACCACUGAAAAUAUCACUCUCAAUGGAUACUUUAUCCCCAAAGACACCUGUGUGUUUAUCAAUCAGUAUCAAGUCAAUCACGACAGUGAGAUCUGGGGUGAUCCAGAGGCCUUCCGGCCGGAGCGGUUCCUCACUCCGCAGGGGCAGCUGAACAAGGAUCUCACAGAGAAGGUGAUGAUCUUUGGGAUGGGGAAGCGCCGUUGCCUGGGCGACGGAUUCGCCCGCCUGGAGAUGUUUGUCUUCCUGACGACGCUGCUCCACCGGUUGCAUGUGGAGAGUAUUCCCGGCCAGUCGCUGGACCUCAACGCAGACUUCGGCUUGACCAUGAAGCCCAAACCGUACCGGAUCAGGGUGACCCCCCGGAGCUAGACGGAAGCAUCGCUAAACCAAUGUGUUCAUAUGCGUCAUAUACUCUCUGCUCACUCUAUUGCAUUAUAUGUCAAAGAACCAUUGUCAUGUUUCAGGUUCAUACGUAUGGAGUAUUACAGAUGGGUUGUCACACACACUCUGUUUACUCCACUGCUUGUGUCAAAGAAUAGCUGGGGCAUAUCAGGGUCACACACACACACACACAUCAUGGCAACAUCACACGCUUCCAACAACACUCACACACACACACAUACACACAAAAACACACACACACACACACACACACACACACACACACACACACACACACACACACACACACACACACACACCAUUGUACCAGGUGUAGCACGCACCUGCACACACACAGCUGUAUAAACGAAACAACAGUGAAGGACAUUGUCUGAGGCACUGUAACAACUAUAACCAAACCUUAACAUUGAUCUUUCCUACAUUUCAUAAACAUAAGGACUCAUUUGCAUAAAGCUUUUAACCCUGUGAUUUAAAUGGAACUGUUUGUAUUCUUAACUUCUUAACUUCACUAAAUGCUACGGUUCCAUAUUAUAUCUAUAGACAGUCUUUUGAUUUAAAGACCAAUGCCACAGCCUUGUAAGAGAGUUUGCAUUGGGCAACAUAUGGCAUAAGUGAAGAUUCAAUUCAAUUAUUAAUGUGCACAGACUCGUCGUAGUUGGAUGAGUAGGAGUUGAAUGUGAUACCAGUGCAUUGUGUGCAGAUAGAAGAUCAUUUUAAAGACAGCUGUUCUCUUGUCUUCCCCCUCUCCCUCUCCUCCCUCUCUUCUCUAGUCAUCCCCCUCUCCUUCUCCUCCCUCUCUUCUCUCAUCAUCCCCCUCUCCCUCUCUUCCCUAGUCAUCCCCCUCUCCUUCUCCUCCCUCUCUUCCCUAGUCAUCCCCCUCUCCCUCCUCCCUCUCUUCUCUUGUCAUCCCCCUCUCCCUCCUCUCUUCCCUAGUCAUUCCCCUCUCCUUCUCCUCCCUCUCUUCCCUAGUCAUCCCCCUCUCCUUCUCCUCCCUCUCUUCUCUCAUCAUCCCCCUCUCCUUCUCCUCCCUCUCUUCUCUAGUCAUCCCCCUCUCCUUCUCCUCCCUCUCUUCCCUAGUCAUCCCCCUCUCCUCCCUCUCUUCUCUCAUCAUCCCCCUCUCCCUCUCCUCCCUCUCUUCUCUAGUCAUCCCCCUCUCCCUCUCUUCCCUAGUCAUCCCCCUCUCCUUCUCCUCCCUCUCUUCCCUAGUCAUCCCCCUCUCCUUCUCCUCCCUCUCUUCCCUAGUCAUCCCCCUCUCUUCCCUAGUCAUCCCCAGCCUCAGGGGUUGGUAGUCUCAGAGCCAGAGGCUGCCUGUUCUUCAUGGUUAUCACUUUCUCCCUAUGCUUGUAUUUGUACUUAACAUUUCCUGAAUGUUACUGCCCCACUGCUGUGAUUGUUUCAACUGAGUAUAAAUUGUGCUAGACACUGUUAAAUGGUUUGAGUUAACCUUACUGUACUUUGCAAUGAUGCCUAUAUGGGUUUUACUGUAGCAUUUUGUGGCAUCUAGCUAAAUAUUUUUCAUAAACAGGAAUAAUCAAUAAUAAAACAUCUUA
This is a messenger RNA of Sardina pilchardus (European sardine), 3427 nucleotides long. RefSeq names its product cytochrome P450 1A1. Gene Ontology annotation, molecular function: heme binding; oxidoreductase activity, acting on paired donors, with incorporation or reduction of molecular oxygen, reduced flavin or flavoprotein as one donor, and incorporation of one atom of oxygen; steroid 17-alpha-monooxygenase activity. The transcript has 7 exons. The record is from RefSeq and is a predicted model, not a curated record. Bases 291 to 1844 code for a protein of 517 amino acids. Gene Ontology annotation, biological process: hormone biosynthetic process; progesterone metabolic process. Lineage: Eukaryota; Metazoa; Chordata; Actinopteri; Clupeiformes; Clupeidae.